CAAUAAACUGGCUUUAGCGGUGCAAAAUGUGGCCAUUGAUUAUACAAUUCCUGCGUUCGAAUGCCGCGUACAUCACGCUACCCGUGGCAACAUUAGUUGGCGUGAUAGGAUAUAACAUCGAGAGCCUCCUAUCGGACAAAUACACCCCAUACAGCCCAUCCAUUCAGGAGAAACGAGCAGAACGCAUUACCGAAGAUGAGAAACUAAAGGCGGCGACUGAUGUAGAAAAACUAGUGUACAGAGAAAAUGUGCUCGGGCGGAACCUUUCACCUUCCCUUGAAAAUGGGAAAUAGUUGUUGAUAUUGUAUAGUUCGUAGCUUUCCCUGGACGGAG
This is a messenger RNA of Anopheles maculipalpis, 333 nucleotides long. Its product is annotated as small integral membrane protein 12-A. NCBI's taxonomy places the organism in Eukaryota, Metazoa, Arthropoda, Insecta, Diptera, Culicidae. The transcript has 2 exons. The record is from RefSeq and is a predicted model, not a curated record. Bases 27 to 293 code for a protein of 88 amino acids.